Messenger RNA from Seriola dumerili (greater amberjack), 7630 nucleotides. RefSeq names its product disco interacting protein 2 homolog C (gene dip2c). Lineage: Eukaryota; Metazoa; Chordata; Actinopteri; Carangiformes; Carangidae. The record is from RefSeq and is a predicted model, not a curated record. The transcript is spliced from 39 exons. The coding region runs from base 1 to 4761 and encodes 1586 amino acids.
AUGGCGGACCGGGACCCGGUGCCGCUUCCUGCGGAGGUGAGGGCUAAACUGGCCGAGCUGGAGCUGGAGUUGUCGGAGGGUGAUAUCACACAGAAGGGCUAUGAGAAGAAGCGAUCCAAGCUGAUUGGAGCCUAUUUCCCUCAAGCACCAGGAAUGGAUCCGUCCAUGGGCCAGGAGAGGAGAACACCCGUCACCCCGUCCUCGUCCUCCCGCUACCACCGCCGGCGGUCCUCUGGCUCCAGAGACGAACGCUACAGAUCAGAUGUGCACACAGAGGCCGUGCAGGCGGCCCUGGCCAAGCACAAAGAGAGGAAGAUGGCCGUGCCUAUGCCUUCGAAGCGGCGUUCGCUGGUGGUCCAGACCUCCAUGGAUGCCUACACACCACCAGACACCUCUUCCGGCUCGGAGGGUGAGGGAGGAGGCGGUGGUGGCACCUCGUCCAGCCGAGAGGGGAGCAUCAGCAUGGAGCACUGGAUCAGCCGCGCCAUCCACGGCACCUCCUCCACCACGACCACCACCUCCUCCACGGCCUCGUCCUCCUCUUCCUCCACGCGGAGCGGGGGCAGCGGGGCGGCCGGCGGCAGGUUGGCUGAUGUCCUGGCACAACACGUCCACAUCUCCGCCCACCACCACCUCCAGAACCACUCUGCCCCUCCAGAUGUCACCGGUUACACCAACAACACCGCCAACACCACCGCCACUGAUGGGAUCCAGGUGGAGAGAGCCCCGGGCGCCGGCACCGUGGCCCAGAGACAGACGCCCAAGUACGGCAACGCCGAGCUGAUGGAGACCGGAGACGGUGUUCCCGUCAGCAGCAGAGUUUCAGCCAAAAUCCAGCAGCUCGUCAACACCCUGAAGAGACCCAAACGGCCGCCGCUAAGAGAGUUUUUUGUGGACGACUUUGAAGAGCUGCUGGAGGUCCAGCAGCCAGACCCCAACCAGCCCAAGGCCGAGGGGGCCCAGAUGGUGGUCAUGCGGGGCGAGCAGCUUGGUGUAGUAACCAACUGGCCCCCGUCCCUGGAGGCGGCCCUGCAGAGGUGGGGCACCAUCUCCCCGAAGGCCCCCUGUCUCACCACCAUGGACACCAACGGCAAGCCGCUCUACGUGCUGACCUACGGCAAACUGUGGUCCAGGAGUGUGAAGGUGGCCUACAACCUGCUGCACAAACUGGGAACCAAACAGGAACCACUUGUCAGGCCUGGAGACCGGGUGGCGCUGGUCUUCCCGAACAACGACCCCGCUGCCUUCAUGACGGCCUUCUACGGCUGCCUGCUGGCUGAGGUCGUCCCUGUGCCAAUAGAAGUCCCACUGACCAGGAAGGAUGCCGGCAGUCAGCAGAUUGGAUUCCUGCUGGGGAGCUGUGGAGUGACGGUGGCUCUGACCAGCGACGCCUGCCACAAAGGGUUACCCAAGAGUCCCACCGGAGAGAUCCCACAGUUCAAAGGCUGGCCCAAGGUGCUGUGGUUCGUAGCAGAGUCCAAACACCUCUCCAAACCGCCCCGAGACUGGUUCCCACAUAUCAAGGACGCCAACCAAGACACUGCCUACAUCGAGUAUAAAACCUGUAAGGACGGCAGCGUUCUCGGCGUGACGGUGAUGAGGAUAUCCAUGCUCACACACUGUCAGGCCCUCACACAGUCCUGCUCAUACACAGAAGCUGAGACCAUAGUGAAUGUAUUAGACUUCAAGAAGGAUGUUGGACUGUGGCACGCCGUCCUGACUAGUGUGAUGAAUAUGAUGCAUGUCAUCAGUAUUCCCUACGCCCUCAUGAAGGUCAACCCUCUGUCCUGGAUCCAGAAAGUCUGCCAGUACAAAGCCAAAGUGGCGUGUGUGAAGUCGCGGGACAUGCACUGGGCUCUGGUGGCCCAUCGGGACCAGCGAGACAUCAACCUGAGCUCCCUGCGCAUGCUGGUUGUGGCUGACGGUUCAAAUCCCUGGUCGAUUUCGUCCUGUGACGCCUUCCUCAACGUCUUCCAGACUAAAGGUUUGAGGCCGGAGGUCAUCUGUCCCUGCGCCAGCUCCCCUGAGGCUCUCACUGUAGCUAUAAGGAGGCCGGUGGAGGAGGGCAGCACCCCUCCUGGUCGUGGCGUGUUGUCCAUGCAGGGUCUGAGUCACGGUGUGAUCCGGGUGGACUCAGAGGAGAAGCUGUCGGUCCUCACGCUGCAGGAUGUCGGCUCUGUGAUGCCCGGAGCUGUGAUGUGCGUGGUGAAGCCAGAGGGCGUCCCUCUGCUCUGUAAAACCGAUGAGAUCGGAGAGUUGUGUGUUUGCUCUGUCGCCACGGGAACCUCCUAUUACGGCCUGGCUGGCAUGACCAAGAACACCUUUGAGGUCUUCCCCAUGUCCAGCAGCGGGGCUCCCGUCAGCGAGUUCCCCUUCACCAGGACCGGCCUGCUGGGUUUCAUCGGACCUGCAGGUCUGAUCUUUGUGGCGGGGAAGAUGGACGGUCUGAUGGUGGUCGGGGGGCGUCGGCAUAACGCUGACGACAUCGUUGCCACGGCGCUUGCUGUGGAGCCCAUGAAGUUUGUCUAUAGGGGCAGGAUAGCAGUGUUCUCCAUCACGGUGCUUCAUGAUGAGAGGAUCGUGGUGGUGGCCGAGCAGCGCCCAGACUCCACCGAGGAGGACAGCUUCCAGUGGAUGAGCCGAGUCCUGCAGGCAAUAGACGGUAUCCACCAGGUGGGGGUGUACUGCCUGGCUCUGGUGCCCUCCAACACUCUGCCCAAGACUCCCCUGGGUGGCAUCCACCUGUCCGAGACCAAGCAGCUCUUCCUGGAGGGGGCGCUGCACCCCUGCAACGUGCUCAUGUGUCCGCACACCUGCGUCACCAACCUGCCCAAACCCCGGCAGAAACAGCCAGAGAUCGGUCCUGCGUCCGUCAUGGUCGGGAAUCUGGUGUCGGGGAAGAGGAUCGCUCAGGCCAGCGGCAGGGAUCUGGGUCAAAUCGAAGACAAUGACCAGGCAAGGAAGUUCCUCUUCCUGUCUGAGGUGUUGCAGUGGAGAGCCCAGACCACCCCAGACCAUGUGCUGUACACACUGCUCAACUCCAGAGGUACGAUAGCCAGCUCUCUGACUUGUGUCCAGCUGCAUAAGAGAGCAGAGAAGAUCGCCGCCAUGCUGGCUGAACGGGGCCACCUGCAGGACGGAGACCAUGUCGCACUGGUCUACCCCCCAGGUAUCGACCUCAUCGUGGCGUUUUACGGCUGCCUUUACGCUGGCUGCGUGCCGAUCACAGUGCGACCACCUCACCUGCAGAACAUCGCCACCACGCUGCCCACCGUCAAGAUGAUCGUAGAGGUGAGCCGCUCGGUGUGUGUGAUGACCACGCAGCUCAUCUCUAAGCUGCUGAGGUCGAAGGAGGCGUCGGCCGCCGUGGACGUCCGGACCUGGCCCCCUGUCAUGGACACAGAUGAUUUGCCAAAGAAGAAACCUCCUCUGUUGUAUAAACCGUCCAACCCCGACACCCUGGCCUACCUGGACUUCAGUGUCUCCACCACCGGCAUGCUCGCUGGAGUCAAGAUGUCUCACACAGCCACCAGUGCCUUCUGCCGCUCCAUCAAGCUGCAGUGUGAGCUUUACCCGUCCAGAGAGGUCGCCAUCUGCCUGGACCCAUACUGUGGCCUGGGCUUCGUCCUCUGGUGCCUUUGCAGUGUGUACUCAGGUCACCAGUCCAUCCUGAUCCCUCCGUCCGAGCUGGAGGUGAACCCGGCUCUGUGGCUGUCCGCUGUCAGUCAGUACAAAGUCCGCGACACUUUCUGCUCCUACAGCGUCAUGGAGCUCUGCACCAAAGGCCUGGGCCUGCAGACCGACUCACUCAAGGCUCGAGGCUUGGACUUGUCUCGGGUGAGGACCUGUGUGGUUGUAGCAGAGGAGCGUCCCAGGAUAGCCCUGACGCAGUCCUUCUCCAAACUCUUCAAGGACCUGGGGCUCCACCCUCGAGCUGUCAGCACUUCCUUCGGCUGCAGGGUCAACCUGGCGAUCUGCCUGCAGCCUCACAGGCUGGGAAAGCUUGCCGACCAGGGGACCUCAGGACCCGACCCCACGACCGUGUACGUUGAUAUGAGAGCGCUGCGGCACGACAGGGUCCGACUAGUAGAGAGGGGGUCACCACACAGCCUUCCACUGAUGGAGUCUGGGAAGAUUUUACCUGGGGUCCGAAUCAUCAUCGCCAACCCAGAGACCAAGGGACCAAUGGGAGAGUCACAUCUGGGAGAGAUCUGGGUGCACAGCGGCCACAACGCCAGCGGCUACUUCACCGUCUACGGAGACGAGGCGCUGCAGUCGGACCACUUCAACUCCAGACUCAGCUUCGGGGACACGCAGACCAUCUGGGCUCGGACCGGAUACCUGGGCUUCCUUCGCAGGACCGAACUCACAGACGCCAGUGGAGAGCGUCAUGACGCCCUGUACGUGGUCGGUGCUCUGGAAGAGGCCAUGGAGCUGAGAGGGAUGCGUUACCACCCCAUUGACAUCGAGACGUCCGUCAUCAGGACGCACAAGAGCAUCACAGAGUGCGCCGUGUUCACGUGGACCAACCUGCUGGUGGUGGUGGUGGAGCUGGACGGCUCGGAGCAGGAGGCCCUGGACCUGGUCCCCCUGGUCACCAACGUGGUGCUGGAGGAGCACUACCUGAUCGUGGGCGUAGUGGUGGUGGUCGACAUCGGCGUCAUCCCCAUCAACUCCCGCGGCGAGAAGCAGCGCAUGCACCUGCGUGACGGCUUCCUGGCCGACCAGCUGGACCCCAUCUACGUGGCUUACAACAUGUAGCCCCCCCCCUCCCCGGUGGAUGAAGGAUUAUUGAGGCUGUCAACUCCUGAGGCCUGAAAAAGAACAACCGGAGUCUGAGGCGGAGUUCCUGGCAUAACGGGAGGAAUUAGUGACUUUUUUGCCCUGAAAUUUGUCUCUCAGGCAAAACUUUAUCCCAGGCUAAGUAUCAAGUGGUUAUAUUUAGGUUAACAUUAGCAUUCAGGCCAUGGUUUCAGUUUGUACUCAGCCUGAGAGGAAGUGCGGCCACCUCCUUCCAGGGCAAGAAAGUAGUCCCCCCCAUCUGUGCCGACUGUUUACUGACAAGAGGCAAUCGUGAGGCAGAAAAGGACAAUCGUUACCGUAGCAAAGAUUCUGGCUUUUAAAACUACAUUUGGCUCAUUCUAUAUUUUCCCAUUAAGUUUUUUUUGUUUGUUUGUUUUUAACAUGUCCUCUGAAAAGUUUAGGCUAUUUUUUUGAAAAGGAUAUUUACACAAAAACAAAACAAACUAUGGCAAAAAUGAUAUUUUAUGUUUUUACGAUAUCAACCAUUACAAAGUGUGAGAUAUGUUUUGAUACGAGGGCGGGGUCUGAGGGGGGCGGAUCGCAGCUGCCCUUAAAUUUUACGAUGAGGUACUAACCAUUUGUUUCAUGUCAGCUUGUUUCUUGUUUUUUCUUUUGUUUUGUAAGCGUAAGUGUUACGUUUUUGUUUUUUGUUUUUUUUUAAUUCAACAUUAUUUCCUGAAGUGUCCGUCCCAUUUCAGCGGGAAAGCAGUGUGCUAACUUUCACAAACUAACAGCUGCAGCCUUUAACUCCGUUUAUUUUUCCGUACAAACGCUUCGACAGAAGCGGAACAAUACAUAAAUUCAUAUCAUGUAAGUAUGUACAAAAAGAAACUGAUUUAAUUUAUUUUGUUUCUCUUUUAGAAGUAUAUGACGAGACGUUCAAGAAUGUUUUGCUCUUGAAUAUUUGCUAAUAUAAAAAAAACAAAAACGCAUUGUAUUAUCAUGAGUGAAACAGAGUCACAACAAGCAUAUUAAGGAAAAUAGAAAUAUAUGAUUAAAAAUUAUAUGAAAAGAUGAGUUAAAGGAUUCAUCCCGGACAGAAGCAGUUUCACACGUGAUGCUUUUUAUCUGCGUGUCGGUCUGAGACGUUGACGUCAGUCAAAAAGAAAUUUGUUAGAUGAACUGAAGAGUUUCAUUCCUACUGAAACAUGAAGAGUUCUGAACCAAAACAUAAACUUUUAUUAGAUUAAAUCUGUAAAAGUUUUGAACCUCAUCCUCCAGAAACAUUAGCAAACAUUGAUAAAUCAUCCCUUAAAAAAAAUGUCAUUUGUGCCUUUAAAUUAUAAAUUAUUCCCUCAGUUCAUUUACUUACAUAUUAAUAAACAUAAAAUUACAUUAUUUGCUCCCUCUGCUCUUUAUUGUGGUAAGACUUUGUCUCACCAGCUAGAAAUUAAUUUAUUUUUUUUUGAUUAUAGAUUUUUGAUGAUUUGAGUUUCAUAGAAGUGACAACAUCCGUAAUAUCAGAGUUUUUGUUUAUAAAGAACCUUUAACUGCUUUUACGGAGCAAUGUUUUUAAGUGGGUCCACAUUUUGCGCGCAGAGACCCGCGGUGAAGACGACUGCUAGUUGGUAAAUGCACGAUUUAAAAUACUUUGCAAAUGUUUUAUGAGGAAGGAUACGCACAAUGGGUACCUUUUAUAAGUUUAAGGGUUGUACAGGACGUUAGCAAGAAUAUUAAUGUUUGAAAUAUCUAUUUUCAUCGGCCAUUAUUAUAUUUUUGUUAAUUAAAGCACCAACUUUUCCACCUCAGCCUUAACUCUGCGCUGCAGUAUAACUAAGUAAUGAUAAUGUCAAACACAGGCUCAGAUGAGAGAUGAGGAUUUGCAGAUUCAAGUCACAAAUACCAGGUUUAAACAUUUUAAACUCUUAUUUCAAAUUCAAUGACACCAUGUUGUUUAACAGCCACAAUCCAAAUUAUAUAAUUGUAUGUCUCUUAGUUCAUGAUCAAACUCAAGUAAUUUUAAAUCCAAGUAAGGCGAUAUUGAUUUGAGGGCAGACAUUAAUUUUGAGGAACAGAUCCCAUAUUUCAAACAUAUGACGUACUGAAUUUGGAAAACUAAAGGCACAUGACUAUUGAAAGGGAUCAUUAACCAAAGCUCUGUAACCUUACAAAAACACAUUAACUGACUGAGGACAUUUGCUGACCUCCAGUGGUGACCAGGGGGACUUACAACAUCUCCCUGGAACAAAUACAAUAUACUGUACAUGUCAAGUUUGUUGAAACUGUAGUUGGUGUUUCUUUCUAAAUCUGUGAGGAUCAGAACUCCUAUGUCAUGUUUAUUAAAGAAUAAACUGGUCUUUAAAAAUGUCAUAAAUAACGCGGUAAAUAGCCAAAACAGCCACUUCUAGUUUCUCUUGGAUGAGAGUCCUCAGUUCAAACAGACCGACGGCAGCACUGGACUAUGUUUUUGUUUUGAACCACCUCCGGCUGGGAAAAGGUGAAUCCUCAUCAAGACCUUCGAGUGCCCCCGACAUGGCAGGUAGGCGAGCGGCCGCCACUAUUGUAAAUAUCAAAGAGUCAGAGGUCCCUCAUAUUUUUUACAUGGACAGAUCAAUCAGGGCUCAUUACAGUGAUGUCACGACAGGAAUAAAGACUGAAACAGGAAGCAGAAGGCUGAAGGCAUUUUAACCUGAGACCCUUUAACCUCAUUACAGAGCAGCGGAGAGGUUGAAGGUCAGAGGAGGAACACAACCUUCAGUCUGUAAGACGUGAGUCGAGGUUGAUGCUUCUGAGAAUGUUCUAGUUUCAACAUGAGGAUUUUUUUUUUUUUUUUUUUUUAAGAAAAAGCACUUUCUUCACCGUUUGUUUCUCUUAUCAGCAAAAUGUU